GCGGGCCCCGUCUGGCUGGUAAACCCGGCUGAUCACAAUCAGCUUGUUCCGGUCGGUUGCAUCGGAGAGCUCCUGAUCGAGGGCCCGAUUGUGUCCGCCCAGGGCUAUCUCCACAGCCCCGACCAGACGAAUGCCGUCUUCAUCACCGACCCGUCCUGGGUGGCCCAGUUCGGUAGCGCCAGGGGAAGACGCAUGUACAAAACCGGGGAUCUCGUCUGCUACAAUGCCGAUGGGUCGUUCGACUACUUGGGGCGCAAGGACUCGCAGGCCAAGAUCAACGGUCAACGCCUUGAACUGGGAGAAGUCGAGUACCACAUGGUAUCCGACGAAGACGUCCACGGAGCAGUGGCUCUGCUGGCUUCCAGCGGACCCUACAGCGGGCGACUGUUUGCGGUCCUUUCGCUCUCUGCCCGCCAAGGCGAGGAUAUCCAGCUUGUCUCCGACAAUGGACGCGGACAAGUCAAGUCUAUCGUCUCCCGCAUUCAAACCAGACUCAGUGCUGCACUCCCAUCCUACAUGGUCCCGAGCAUCUGGCUGGUGGUGAACGGGAUUCCCCUGAAUACAUCCAACAAGAUCGAUCGGCGCAGGGUGCAGACCCUGGUGAGCCGGCUCGACAAGGCUGCAAUCGACAAGCACAUGGGUGUCACACACACAACCGACCACUGCACCCCAUCGAGCAGCAGCGAGGCACGCAUCCAGGACGUCCUCGCCGAGGUCCUCAACAUCCCCAGGGACCAGGUCGCCUUGAACCGAUCGUUCGUUAGCCUGGGUGGUGAUUCGAUCACCGCAAUGCAGCUGGUUACCAAGUGCAGGGCCCGAGGACUGACCACGCACGUCCGCGAUGUUCUCCAGAGCGAAACCGUCGCUGCCAUCGCCCGUGGGCUCCGGGUCGAUCACAGCCCUUGGAGCGAGGUCGCCGUCGUGGAGAACCAGAAAUUCGAGCUGUCGCCCAUUCAGGCACUGUACUUUGAAAUGUCCGAUAACGAGGUUACUCCCUUCAAUCAGAGCAUGCUCCUCCGCGUUGCUGGUGACGUUUCUCCAGAUGCAAUCGAAGCUGCUCUCCACGCAGUGGUGCAGCGACAUGGCAUGCUCCGUGCUCGCUACCACCAAGACAAGGUGGGCGAAUGGCGCCAGCUGGUCAGCGACAACGUGGAAAGUUCCUAUCGGUUCAAGUUCCACAAGGAUGCUCAUCCUCAGCUUGUUAAGAAGGCAACAGUGACUGCGCAAGCCUCCAUCAACGUAACGAGUGGCCCGAUAAUUGGCGCCGACCUGUUCCAGGUGCCAGAGGGCGAGCGCGUGCUCUUCGUCAUUGCACACCAUCUGGUAAUCGACCUCAUGUCCUGGCGAGUGAUUCUGCAGGAUCUAGAAGAUUACCUCCGGGUCCACGAGUUUAGUACCCCGGCGACGAUGCCUUUCCCCGCCUGGGUGCAGAUGCAAAAGGAACACGCAGAGACUCAGCUGGGCCCAACAGAAUCAUUGCCAUUUGACCUUCCGGCGUCGGACUACGGCUACUGGGGUGCGUUGGGCAAGAGGUUCGUCUACGAUCAUGCAGAAUCGAGCAUUUUCAGCCUCAGCAGCGAACAGACCGCGUUGCUGCUCGGCCCAGCCAACGACAGCCUCCGAACAAGUCCGGCAGACAUCUUCAUCGCUGCCCUGAUGUUGUCCUUCUCUCGCGUCUUUGUAGACCGAGAGGCCCCCACUGUCUACACCGAGGGCCACGGCAGAGAGCCCUGGAUUGCAUCCGCCGAUGUCAACAACACCGUCGGCUGGUUCACCUCAGUGGCUCCGGUCCGCAUGCACCCAGCAGGCUCCGAGUAUCCGCCCCCCGGCCCAGUUGAUGCGGUUGGCCGUGUCAAGCAGUGGCGAAACGCCCUCCCGGGGAACGGCUCAUCCUACCUUGCGAGUCGCACCUGGAAUCCGCAAGGGCAAGCUGCAUUCCGCAGCCACUGGCCUCUCGAGGUCCUGUUCAACUAUCUCGGACAGUACCAGCAGCUCAACAAUCCGCAAGCGAGCCUACAAGCUGCCUCCGGCGAGCAGUGGGAUGUGGCACCGGACGUGGGAGCCGGCGUGCCCCGGCUUGCGCUGUUCGAGAUUUCGGCAUUCGUCAAUCAAGGACAGGUUCACGUCUCGUUCAUGUACGAUCCAGCCAUCGAGCGUGUGCAGGAGGUUCGCAAAUGGCUUGCCGAAUACGAGCAGUGCUUGAACGAAACGGUGGAAGACCUGCUGAAAGCUCCAGUUCAACGACCGCUCAGUGAUUUCUCUCUUCUUGGCGUGGACGAUGAGGGUUUGAAGCAGGUCCAAGAAGCAAUCACGGCGCUGCCGCUGGUUAAUACCUUUGCCGAUGUUGACGACGUAUAUCCCUGCUCACCCAUCCAGCGGGGCAUUAUCAUGGGCCAGAGCCUCAACCCUGGUUCUUACGAGGUCGAGACGGUGUUCGAAGUCCAUCCUGCCUCCAGCCAAGAUCCGGUCGAUUGCGAGAGACUUGCAGUGGCCUGGAAGGCAGUGGUUUCGCACCACCCCGCACUGCGCACAGUCAUGAUGCACAGCCCGCUCGAGGCCAGCGAUGUGUUCCAGGUCGUCCUGAGAGCAGCUGCUCCCCGGCACCAGAUCAUUCGUGGUCAGGACAAAGACGCCGUCAGUGCGCUCCACAGCAUCCAAAAUAUCCCCAACGCCAUGGACGCACCGCCUCACUUCCUGACUAUAUAUACCACGCCGACAGGACGCGUGCUGUGUAAGCUGGAGAUCCACCACACGAUCAUGGACGCAGCGUCCCUCGCCAUCAUCAUGGAGGACCUGCGUGCAGAGUAUCACAAGCUGCCCACCAGCCCACGACCCUCGUAUAGACGCUAUCUUGAAUACCUGGCAUCGCAACCUACAGGGACAGCACUCGACUAUUGGGUGACUCGACUGCGCCAGAUCGAGCCGUGCUACAUGCCCGUCACUGGCCCUGUGCGCGGUCCUGAUCGUGAACUUCGCUUUGCUUCCCUCCAUAUGAGCUCCGUGUCGGCAGAACUGCAGCACUUCUGCCAGACGCACCGGGUGACAGCUGCAACGGUGUACCAGGCAGCGUGGGCGCUGACCCUGCGUGCCUACACUGGCUGCCAAACCGCCACUUUUGGUUUCGUGUCUGCCGGGCGAGGACUCCCCAUCAACCAGAUUGAGAAGAUUGUCGGGCCGUUUAUUGAUAUGCUGGUAACGGCGGUUGAUGUGUCCGAGGAUACCCCCGUCAGCGACCUGGUCAAGGCAGUCCAGCGCGACUACCUCUCUGCGUUAGAGUACCACUACUGCUCAAUCGCUGAGAUCCAGCAUGCCCUUCAAAUAGGCGGAAAGCCGCUCUUCAACAGUAUCAUGAGCGUUCAGCUCGUGCAGCCGGCCAUUGCAGCCACCUCUGGACUUUCGACCAUCUCCUUCGAGACAAUCGGAGGUUACGAUGCCACCGAGUACGACGUGACCAUUACGCUCGAGUCCAACACAGCCACCUCUGAGACUACUGCUACCGUGGGUUACUGGAGUCCGGCCCUCUCGGACUGGGAGGCGAAUGGUAUCCUCCAUACAUUCGGCAAGGCGAUGGAAAGCCUCGUUUCGAGCUCCUCCUCGCUGCUGUCAACAGUAGACACCUUCAGCCAUCGGGACAAGACACAGCUGGAGCAGUGGAAGCGCACCUACGAGACAUUCAACGGCCAAGAGCUCUACGAGCCCUUCUGCAUCCACGACCUCAUCACCCAGCAGGCAUCAGCCAAACCCAAAUCUCCUGCUGUUUAUGGCUGGGAUACCAGCUUCACGUACGAGGAGCUGGAGCACCAAUCCAGCAGUCUUGCCCGCCAUCUGAUUGCGCUCGGAGUCGGGCCAGAGGUCAUAGUUCCCUUUUGCUCGGACAAGUCUGCAUGGGCAGUCAUAGCGCUGGUCGCUAUUCUCAAGGCCGGCGGUGCAUUCGUCGCCCUCGACCCUGCCCACCCCCGCAGCCGGCACGAGACGAUCCUCGAACAGGUCGAUGCCUGCGUCAUUGUCGUCAGCCCGUCCCAAGCUUCCCGAUUUGAAGGGUAUCCUCAAGCCGUGGUUACCGUCAGUAAGGACCUCCUGGACCUGCUCGAGGCGACUGGGCUGUCGGGAUCGACCUCUAUUCUGCCCCGUGUCACUCAUAAGAACACUGCCAUCAUCAUUUACACCUCUGGCAGCACGGGAGUUCCCAAGGGAAUCGUCUUGGAACACGGCUCCCUCUGCACGACAAUGGCUGCCCACGCCGACGUGGUCGGAAUCAAUGGAAACAGCCGGGUUCUUCAAUUCUCCUCCUUCAUCUUCGAUGCCAGCGUCCAGGACAUUUUCACAACGCUUACACGUGGAGGGUGCGUCUGUAUGCCGAGCGAAGACCAGCGCCUGAAUGACCUCGCGGGAGCCAUUCGUGACAUGAACGUGAACUGGGCCUUCCUGACUCCGGCAGUCGCAGCCGUCCUGCGUCCAUCCGAUGUGCCGGGCCUGAAGACCCUCUCAAUGGGAGGGGAAGCGAUCCCACAGAACGUGGUUGACAUCUGGAAGGACUCCGGCCUCGGCCAAUUCAACAACUGCUAUGGCCCGGCUGAAUGCAGUAUUUACUGCUCGGUCAAUCCCCGACUUGGGGUCUCACACAAGCCGUACAAUAUCGGCGACCCCAUCUCGAGCUUACUCUGGGUGGCGGAGAUCACGAACCACCACCGACUGGCGCCGCUGGGAAGCACUGGCGAACUUCUCAUCGAGGGUCCGUUGCUCGCAAGAGGCUAUCUGAACGACCCCGAGAAGACGGCCCUGUCAUUCAUCGUCGAUCCGGAGUGGGCGCUUGUCGACGGAGUCAAGGUUGGCCGUCGCCUGUACCGCACUGGAGAUCUGGUUCGCUAUAACGAGGAUGGCACCCUGGACUAUGUGGGCCGUAAAGACUCACAGGUCAAACUGCAUGGCCAACGACUAGAGCUGUCCGAGAUCGACUACCACCUCUCCCGCCAGGAGCAGGUGGCCAACGCCAUGGCGCUUCUCCCCAAGUCUGGAGCUUGCAAGGACCGAAUCGCCGCGGUCGUCUCUUUCCGUGACUUUGACCAACCCGGAUCCUCGGAGUUGAAUCUGGUUGCCGACGCCCAUCGAGAGGCAGUGGCUGCCCAGCUCAACCAAGUGCGUCAGGCUCUGGCCUCGAGCUUGCCGCCUUAUAUGGUACCAACCGUGUGGCUUCCAGUCGAGACCAUUCCAAUGUCUCUUUCCGGCAAGCUCGACCGAUCCCGCAUUGCGGCGUGGCUUCAAGACAUGCAACAAGAGACCGUACUUGCUGCAGACCGUCUACAGGCACGGGGUGGAGGAGCAGAUCAGCUAAGCUCGGCCGCGCAACGCCGACUGCAGGCUGCUCUGGCAAGAGUACUGGGCCUCGAACCGGAGCAGGUUCACUUCAACCGGCCGUUCAUCGCUUUGGGCGGUGAUUCGAUCAGCGCGAUGCAGCUUGUUUCGCAGGCCCGCAAGAAGGGGCUCGGAAUCCGCGUGCAGGACAUCCUCCAGAGCCAGAGCAUCUUCGAGCUCUGCGACCGCGCAAAGCAGCUGGAGGCCGCUGUCGACCUGUGGCAAGAUCCAGCGGAUUCAGUCUUUGAUCUGUCGCCCAUCCAACAGAUGUUCAUGGCCAUCUCGGACGACAAACCCUCCAGCCACUUCAACCAGAGCGUGCUGGUUCAGUGCACUGCUCAAUGCACAGGCAAGCAGGUCCGCACUGCGCUCGACUCGAUUGUGAUGGCUCACUCUAUGCUUCGAGCCCGCUUUACCCCGUCGGCCAGCGGGUGGAAGCAGCUCGUCAGCUCUGCUUCCGUCGCCGCGUAUGCAUUCAACGACUACACAGCAUGCAGGCGACACGAGAUGGACGAGGCCAUUGUGCGUACGCAGGCCUCCCUCGACAUCCAGAACGGACCCGUCUUCGCCGCCAACUGGUUCGAGCUCGAUGACGGGUCGCGAGUGCUCUAUCUCGCGGCGCACCACCUGGUCGUCGACAUGGUUUCCUGGCAACUGAUCCUCACCGCACUCGAGGACGCCCUAUCCCCAGAGAUCGAAGCCCCUGUCGUCAACGCCUUCCCGUACCAGUCCUGGGUCCAGCUCCAAGCCCAGGCUCCACGCGCCGAGAUUGACUUCCCCGUCUCGGAGCCCCCCAAGGGGUACUGGGGUGGAGAAGACAAGCCCAACACCUACGGGGACGCUGUGGUGGAGAUAUUCACGCUGGACCAGAGCACCACCAAGGUCCUGCUGAGCGAGUGCCACCGGGUCUUCAACACCAACAUCACCGAUCUCUUCGUCGCGGCCGUGACCCACGCUUUCGGCCUGACAUUCACCCAGCGCCAACUCCCAACCGUCUUCGUGGAGGGCCACGGACGCGAUGCCGACGAGCAGCAGGUCGACAUCACCAAAACCGUCGGCUGGUUCACUGCCAUCACACCCGUCCACGUCCCCGACGCUGCUGAUCUCGUCAACACCAUCCGCUGGGCCAAAGACCGGCGGCAGCGCCUGAGUACGCAAAGCUAUCUCGCCUCGACGUACUCCAACCGGGGCCCAGGCCACCGGCCAAUGGAGAUUCUGUUCAACUAUCUCGGCCAUUUCCGCGGCAUGACCCGCAAUGAGGGGAUGUUCAAGCAAGGAAACAUCCAAGAUGUCCCAGGCUACUCCGACGUGGCCAAUAACGUGCCCCGGAUGGCUCUCUUCGAGAUCAACACCAGGAUCACAGACGGGCAGGCAACUCUGAUCCUCACCCACAGUCGCUACAUGGAUCGGCAGGAUGGAAUCAGGCAAUGGUUCCACUUCACCGAGGCGUCUCUGAAGCGCAUGGCCCGCGAGCUCCCAUCACUGCCCGCGCAGAAGACUCUCGCGGACUUCCCUCUCCUCCCAUCGCUAAACUACAGUCUUCUCGACGGGUUGGAGGCUGCGCUGAGCGCCGACCUCGCCGUCAAGAGCAUUGACGAGGUGGAGGACAUUUACCCAUCCUCUGCGAUGCAGCACGGCCUCCUCCUCAGCCAGGGCCGUGGUGCAGACGAGUAUCGCACCAGCUUCAAGUUCGAGGUACUCAAUGCGUCGCAGCCAGAGAGAUUCGUCAAGGCGUGGCGGGCUGUCGUGCGUCGCCAUCCCAUGCUGCGCACCGUCUUCACCUCUGCCAUUUCCGGCGAGGGCAGCUUUGACCAGGUUGUUCUUCAUUCCCCCACCCCGUCCAUUGUGGUCGAGACUGUGCAGGACGCACAAGAGGCCUCCAGUGUCCUCUCUCGCCCAUCGGCCGACACGUACAGCAGCCGAUCGGAGCUGCCGCACCGCAUGACGGUGUGCAGCACCCGCGAAGGGCGUCUCUUUUUCAAACUGGAGAUGAACCACGCCCUCAUGGAUGCGGAAUCAUUGUCGAUCCUGCUCAGGGACAUCGAUGCGGCAUACCGCGGAGCCCUCGACCAUCUCCCUGCCACUCCGUAUCGCGACUACAUCAGCUAUGUGCAAUCGAAAUCGGUGGAUGCUGCCCUGCAGUACUGGACCGAAUAUUUGAGCGGCAUCCAGCCCUGCCAUUUCCCCUCUCGGCCGUCGCUGCACGAGGCAAAGGAGCUCAAUGUGACGGAGAUCGACCUCAACCUCGACCACGAGGCCAUCCAGUCCUUCUGCAGCGCCCACCGGGUUACCGCCGCCAACAUCUUCCAGACUGUCUGGGGCCUUGUCCUGCAGAGCUUCACCAUGACUAGCGACGUGGCCUUUGGAUAUCUGGUUGCUGGAAGAGACAUUCCCGUUCCAGGGAUUGACUCGACCGUUGGGCCGCUCAUCAACAUGCUCGUCUGCCGCAUGCAGCUCGAAGGCACUUUCAACGCAGUCGAUGUGCUGCGAACGACUCAACAAGGCUAUCUCGCCGCCCUGGACCACCAGCAUGUGCCGCUGGGUCGAGUCCAGCAGUCGCUGGGGAUGAGUGGCACCGCGCUCUUCAACACCAUGCUCUCCGUGCAGAGACUCAGUGCAGGCGGAGCAGGAAGUCUGAGCAGCCCCUCGCACCUCUCCUUUAAGAGCCUUGCCUCGCACGAUCCCACCGAGUUCGACUUGACGGUCAAUGUUCAGCUGUCCGACCACGGCUCGCGAGCAUCCAUCACGCACUGGCCGGGCACCAUUUCCCGCUGGCAGGUCUCGCAUGUUGCUUCUUCCAUGACAGCCAUCCUGCACUCGCUGAUCCAGCAGCCCUCUGCUGCCAUCGGCUCGUUGAAGAUGGUUGGUGCGCACGACCACAACCAGAUCCGUCAAUGGGCUCCAACCGUCACGGGCGUCUUGCACAGCACUGUUCACGACCUCUUCCGUCACCAGGCCACCCUCCAGCCCGAUGCCCCCGCGGUGGAUGCGUGGGAUUGCCAGAUCAGCUACCGGGAAUUGGACGAGUGGUCCACGAGACUCGCGGCUCAUGUGCAGAGGAUGGGAGUCACACCAGGAUCCAGGGUGCCAAUCCUCUUCCCCAAGUCUGCAUGGAUUGUCGUGGCCUUCCUUGCUAUCCUCAAGGCUGGUGCAACUGCUGUUUCCCUGGAUCCUGCCCAUCCCAAGGACCGCCAUCGACUCAUCCUCGAGCACACUGGGGCCAGGGUCGCUCUGACUGCUAGAUCGUGUGCAUCUCACUGUGACGACCUCGGCUUAACCCAGAUGAGCAUUGACGAAGGUACAGUGCAAUCGCUGGCCCCUGCCCGCCAGACCCUCCCCGACGUGGAUCCAGCAUCGCCUGCCUUUAUUAUCUACACGUCCGGCAGUACCGGUGUCCCCAAGGGGGUGAUUCUGACCCAUGAAUCCGUCUGCACUAGCAUAGAGGCGCAUGGAAAUGCCCUAGGUAUUGCAGCAGGCACGCGCGUGUUGCAGUUCGCUGCAUUUGUCUUCGACAUUAGCAUCCAGGAUGUCUUUACCUCGCUGACCCGCGGCGCCUGCGUCUGCAUUCCCUCCGAUGGGCAACGGAUGAACAAUCUCUCGGGUUUCAUGAGAGCAAAAGCAGUCAACUUUGCAUGCCUGACUCCGACGGUCGCAUCGCUUCUCUCGCCAGCAGAGGUGCCUACGCUACGUACUCUGGUCCUCGCGGGUGAAGCCGUGUCCCAGAAGGCGAUCGAGCUCUGGUCGCAGGGCACGAGUCUCACCGGAUUCCACAACUGCUAUGGACCCGCCGAAUGUACCAUUUACUGUGCGUGGAACGGGCAGGUCGGCGCUGCAGGCCAGUCUCCCUGCAACAUCGGGCGCCCCCUGGCAAGCUCGCACUUUGUGGUUGACCCGCAGAACCACCACCGGCUGGCCCCGAUCGGAAGCCCCGGUGAAUUGAUGGUCGGUGGUCCCCUCGUGUCCCCGGGAUAUCAGGGGGAUCCCAAGAGGACAGAGGCAGCGUUCAUCGAGCUUCCCUUGUGGAGAAGUCAAGCCUGGCACCACGACACAACCCCUACUCGGUACUACGCCACGGGCGACUUGGUCGCAUACAACGAAGACGGGACCCUGGACUAUCUGGGUCGCAAAGACACCCAGAUCAAGCUUCACGGGCAGCGGAUCGAGCUGGGCGACAUCGAGCACCACCUGCAGCUCAACCUGGGCGAAGCCAGCCGAGUGGCGGUGGACCUGGUCCAGCUCAGCGACAGCCAGCAGUCACUGGCCGCAUUUGUCUCGCUUACGGGCGAUGUGAUAGUUGGAGGCUCCGUGGAUGCCAUCUCGAUUUUCGAUGUACAUGCAGAGACGCGAGCGUUGUUUGCUGCAGCUGCCAGCGCCGCCUCCAAGCUACUGCCAGUCUACAUGGUGCCCUCGCACUACAUCCCCCUGCAGCAACUGCCGCUCAACACGUCCGGCAAGGUCGAUCGGAAAUCACUGCGCAGCCUCGUCUCUUGCAUGAGCAGCGAGCAGCUGCGACCCUUCUCUCUGGAGACAGGCAACGAGGCCAAGAGGGCCCCCGCGACCGCAAUGGAGCAGGCGCUGCAGCAGCUGUGGUCGGAGCUCCUCAGUCUCCCCGCAGAGGACAUUGGCACGCAGGACCGAUUCUUCCAUCUCGGAGGGAACUCGGUGGCGGCCAUGCAGCUGGUUGCCAGCGCGCGCCAGCAGGCAAUCCGACUGACCGUCUCGGACAUCUUCCAUCUGCCCCAGCUCGCGCACAUGGCCGAGGCCGCGCAGUGGGUGGACCAGGAAGACGACGACAGCGGCAGCCUCGCACCGUUCGAAUUGCUGCCGGAAGGAGCCUCGACCCUCCUAGAAGAGGCUGCCACUCAGGCCGCAACGACUGUGGACCAGCUCGAGGACGUGUACCCUUGCACCCCCAUGCAGGAAGGGCUGAUGGCGCUCUCCGAGAAGCAGUCGGGGGCGUACAUCAACCAGAACUUGUUUACCCUGCCGCCAAACAUCGACUUGGACCGAUUCAAGGCAAGCUGGCAGUCGGUUGUCAAUUCACAUCCGAUUCUGCGCACCCGCAUUGUCUUUUUACCCCAGGCUGGGACCUGCCAGGCUGUGCUACGACCGGCGCCCAUCGACUGGCGCACGGGCCCCAGUCUCGACCAGUUCCUCGUCGGCGACAAGGAGCAGGAAAUGGGCUUCGGACGCAGCCUGGUCCGAUUUGCGAUUGUCGGCGGGCAUUUUGUGUGGACAAUCCACCAUGCUCUCUAUGAUGGAUGGACUGUUGCGUUGUUGGUGGGAGAAGUUGAGAAUAUAUAUCGCAAGAGCACGGCUGCUCGAUCGACCCCAACCCCUUACUCGCACUUCCUUCGAUACCUCAAGAACGUCGAUACUGCCGCCGAGGACCAUUACUGGAAGACACAGCUGGCCGGGGCGACUGUGUCGAGCUUCCCCCCGCCAACAACAUCACGCUCGGUCCGAGUUCAAGGGACCUCGAAGAUCCGCGUGCAGAUCCCCUCCACGCCUGGGUUUGGACUCACCGAAACGACCCUCAUCCGAGCUGCCUGGGCCAUUGUGUCGGCAGCGUAUAGUGGCGCCGAGAGUCGAGCCUUUGGUGUGACGCUCAGUGGACGCAAUGCGCCGGUUGUUGACAUCGACCGAAUGUGCGGGCCUACCAUCACCACCGUACCCUUGCACGUCCGCCUUGAUCGUGAUAUUCCGGUCCUCGAAUUCCUACAACGGCUGCAGCAACAGGCCGCCGACAUGAUCGCGUACGAGCACACUGGGUUGCAGCGAAUCCGGCAGCUGAGUGCCGAGGCCCAGGCCGCGUGUGAUUUCCAGGAUCUGCUCGUCAUUCACGCUGCUGGAGAAGAGGAGAUCCCUGAAUCGUCCAUUGGACUGCAACGCAAGGAACUGGCAGGUCCGGACCAGGCCGGGGAUACUGGAUUCCACACGUACAGUUUGGUCUUGGAAUGCGUUGCCCACAGGGAUCAUGUCGCCGUGACGGCGGACUACGACGAGACGGCCCUGCCUCCAGCGCAGAUGAUCCAUGUCCUGCAUCAGUUCGAGCAUGUCCUGCAGCAGCUGCACAACGUGCAACAGACCGACACAUGCAGGCUCUCCGAGAUCAGUCUCGUCAGCACGUAUGAUCUGCAGCAGAUCGAGGCCUGGAAUGCAGGCAGCCUCGCCCCGCGAGAGGCCCUGGUGCACCACCUCUUUGAGCGUCAAUCCCAGGCUUCUCCGGACGCACCUGCGAUUUGCGCGUGGGAUGGGGACUGCACUUACGCAGAGCUAGAUGCCUUAGCCACGCAGCUCGCUCUGCAGCUGGUAGGCAAGGGAAUCGGUGCUGAGGCCAUUGUGCCUGUGUGCUUUGACAAGUCGAUGUGGGCGAUUGUCGGCAUGCUGGCGAUCCUCAAGGCCGGCGGUGCCUGCGUGGCCCUCGACCCUUCGCACCCUCUGAGCCGCAGAGAGACCAUUAUCCACGACACCGGGGCACGCAUCGUCCUCGCCGGGUUGGAGACCAUUGCACAAGAAAUGCGCCCGCUCGUCGAAGAGUGCAUUGUGGUUGAUCGGGAAGCGUGCAGCAAGCAGCCUUCCUUCACCGGGUCGAUGCUGACUGCCCUCCAACGCAUGAAGCCGGCAUCGCCAGAAAAUGCAGCCUUUGUGAUCUAUACAUCUGGAAGCACGGGCACACCAAAGGGCGUUGUCCUCGAACAUUCGAAUGUGGCGUCUAGCAUGGCCGCCCACGGCCCUGCGCUCGGCUUUCAACCCGGUGUGCGCGUUCUUCAAUUCGCCUCGUACACCUUCGACAUCAGCAUCCAAGACAUCUUCACGACGCUGACCAACGGUGGGUGCGUGUGCGUGGUCAGUGAGGACCAGCGCUUCAACAACCUCGCCGGUGCAGUCAACCAGAUGGGCGUGACGUCCGCCUGCCUGACCCCAACAGUAGCACAGCUGCUGAAUCCACGAGAGGUGCCGACGCUGAAAUCGCUAACUCUCGCCGGCGAGGCCGUCACCGAGAAGGUUCGCCGGAUCUGGAGCUCCACCGAAGCUGCCCUGGAUCGCUUCAGCAACUGCUAUGGCCCAGCCGAGAGCACGAUCUACUGCUCGUGGAACGGACAAGUUGACAAUCCCGAGCGGCGCCCGUCCAACAUCGGCAAAGGAUUAUCUAGUCGUCUCUGGAUCGUCGAGCCUGACAACGUCCACAAACUGGCUGCCGUUGGCUGUGUGGGAGAGCUGGUCAUUGAGGGCCCUCUCCUUGCUCGCGGCUACCUCAAUGACCCUGCAAAGACCGCUGAGCGCUUCACCCUCGACCCCGACUGGGCCUCGAGCAGAGAGCCAGGCGCAAUGGCGAGACGCAUGUACAAGACCGGCGAUCUCGUUCGAUACAAUGCGGCCGACGGGACAAUCGACUAUCUGGGUCGCAACGACAGCCAGGUCAAGGUCAAUGGGCAGCGAGUCGAAAUGGGCGAGAUCGAGCACCACCUCCUCUCCGGGGAGGAGGUGCAGGAUGGCGCCGUCUUGCUGCCCACUGCUGGGGUCGCCAAGGGUCGUCUGGUCGCGAUUGUCUCCCUCAGAGCCGCCGCUGCGAUGGCGGAUAUGACCGAUUCGAGCAUCUCUCUGCUGCCCCAUAGUGACAGCCGCCUGAUCCGGCAACAGCUCGGGCUUGUUCGUUCAAUGAUUGCCGAUGCCCUCCCCGGGUAUAUGGUGCCCUCCGCGUGGCUGGUGGUGCAGCGGCUGCCUCUGAACCGCUCCGGCAAGUACGAUCGCCCUCGCCUGAUGCAGUGGCUGGCCGAGAUGGAAGGCCAGACCUUUGAAGCCGCCGUGAGCGUGGCCGAGGAGGAGAUGGACCACAUGGUGCCUCGCACCCUGGUCGAGGAGCAACUGCAGACGAGCGUGUCGGAGAUACUGAACAAGCCCACUGACCUCAUCGCCAUCAAUAAGCCGUUCGUUGCCCUGGGAGGCGACUCCAUCACCGCGAUGCAACUCACCGCACGCCUGCGCAGUCAAGGGUGGAUGGUCUCCGUCAAGCAGAUCCUGCAAGCGCGCUCAAUGGCGGAUCUGGGCCACAGCAUUCGUCCUGCUAGGGAGCUGUCCAUCGCCCACACGAGCCAGGCGGACGCCAUCAACACCCCCUUCAGUCUGUCGCCCAUGCAGCAGUUUUACUUUGAGCUCUCGCGCGGUCAGCCCACGCACUUCAACCAGAGCUUCCUUCUACGCCUCCGGGAGCCCCUUGCGAGCGGCCAUAUCGAAGAUGCCGUGCGCAGGGUGGUCGAGAUGCAUUCGAUGCUCCGCGCCCGAUUCCAAUCGGCCACAGACGUGGUGGGUGGCUGGCACCAGCUCGUGGCAGCCCAACAACCCCACGCAUAUACUCACUACAGGGCACAGACGAGGGAAGAAAUGAACCAGAUCAUCACCCGGACACAGACGAGUAUCGAUAUCCGCCAGGGGCCAGUCUUCGCGGUCAAUGGAUUCGAGUUCGAGGGCGCACAGGUGCUGUUCAUGGUCGCGCACCAUCUGGUCAUCGAUCUCGUCUCCUGGCGCAUCAUUCUGCAGGACCUGGAGGCUCUUCUUGCUCACCGUGAACCGCCUUCAGCCUUGUCCCCCAGCCUGUCCUUCCAGCCGUGGCUCCGUGCACAAGAGGCCUAUGCCCGUCGCUCAUUGACGCACCCCGAGAAGGUCCUGCCGCGUGCGAUUGCGGUGUCAGAUCUCGCCUUCUGGGGUCUUGACGAGGGGGCGAACUUGCAUGCGACUGCGACAAACCGGCGCUUCACGCUGGACAAGGCUGCCAGUGCCACUUUGCUGGAACCUGCUGUCCACAGAGCCUUGCGCACUGACACGAGCGAUGUUCUGCUCGCCUCGCUCCUGCUAUCCUUCCACAAGGUCUUUGGCAGUCUGCGCGAGAUGCCUGCCGUGUUCAGUGAGAGUCACGGGCGUGAACCCUGGGACGACUCGAUCGACCUUUCGACCACCGUCGGCUGGUUCACCACCCUGAUGCCGCUGUACGUGGCGGCCAGCGAGAUGACCAGCCCAGUCGACCUGGUCCGCCUUGUCAAGGAUCGCCGCCGAUCGACUCCGGCCAACGGCUGGGAAUACUUCACUGCCCGGUACUUGACGCCGGAGGGACAGGCCGCCUUUGCCGGGCACAGCCAGAUGGAGCUGCUGUUCAACUUCCAGGGCCAGUACCAGCAGUUGGAAACCGCCGAGAGCCUCCUUCAACCCGAGGCCCGCGAUGGACUCGAUAUCGCCGCCGACAUUGGCCCUGCGACUCCCCGCAUGGCCGUCAUUGAAGUCUCGUCCAUGGUUGUGCAGCAGCUGGUUGCCUUUGACUUCACAUUCCCUGCCAACUGCCUGCACCAGGACAUGAUCGGGCGAUGGACGGCCGAGUUUGCACGAUCGACACAGGAAGUCAGCAGCCUUCUCCUUGCGACACCCCCUCGUCCCACCCGGAGCGACUUUCCUCUCCUGCCCCUGCCGUACGAGGGCCUCGAUCGUCUCGCUCAGCAGCAGUCCCUUUUCGGGCAGCACGGCGACGACCCAUUCAGUGCUAUCGAGGACAUUUAUCCUUGCUCGCCCGUCCAGCAAGGUCUGCUUCUGGCGCAGCGCCUCACACCGGGUGCGUAUGAAGUAAGAUUCACCUUUGAAGUCGCAUCCCAAAUAUCAGGAGCCCCAGUCGAUGUCGAGCAGCUGUUCGCCGCCUGGCAACACGUGGUCGACCGUCAUGCUGCACUGCGAACCUUCUUUAUCGACGGGGUGUCCGAAGGCAACAUGUUUGACCAGGUCGUCCUGCGUCAAGUGCAAGCGCCCACCACGCUCCUCCACUGCGUCGACCGUCCUGAUAUGCUGAGGAGGCUCGCAGCGCUACCGACCGCUGCCAAAGACCCGGCCAGUCCAGCACACCGUCUGAUCGUCUUCAAGGGAAUGGACGGCGAGGUCUACUGCAGUUUCGAGAUCAAUCAUGCACUCAUCGACGCUGUAUCCAUGGGUCUUAUCUUGCACGACGUGAGCCGCGCCUAUGCUCGCCAGCUGCCCCGUGCACGCGGCCCACUGUACAGCAGCUACAUUGCCUAUCUCCGAUCUGUGGGUGCAGACACCGCGAUCGAGCACUGGACCACCCACCUCAAGGGCAUCGAGCCGUGUCAUUUCCCUCUGUCCUACGAGCACUCCGAGGGCCGUGAGCUACGGCGCGCGGAUAUCCAGGUGCAGGUGUCUGGCUCGCAGAUGCAGCAGAUCUCGCAGGCAACCGCAGUGACCGUCGCCAGCGUGCUCAAGACAGCCUGGGGGCUGGUCCUGCGGGUGUUUGUGCGCCAGCACGACAUUUGCUUCGGCUCGCUGGCAUCUGGGCGAGAUGUGGCGCUGCAGGACAUCAACGAAACUGUCGGCCCCUUCAUCAACAUGCUCGUUGCCCGGAUGGUUGUCGAUCCGGCCAUGAGCAUCGCCGACCUUUUGCGCCAGGUCCACGCGGACCAGCUUCGUGCCAUGGAGUACCAGCACUGCUCGCUGGCCGACAUCCAGCACCGGCUGAAUCUCGGAGGCCGGGCCUUGUUCAACACUAUGAUGUCCAUCCAGCGCAGCUCAGCACAGAGCGUUACUGAUAUGGCUCUUCACUUUGAGGCUCUGAGCUCGCAUGAUCCCACCGAGUACGACAUUACACUACACACUGAAGUGACGGACGAAGGCCGUGUCAAUGCUCAUAUCAACUACUGGUCGUCGUCCAUCUCCGAUUGGCAGGCCAGCCAGAUCGCGCACACAUUCGACGCCGUCCUGCAGAGCAUGGCCUGCAACGUUGAGCAGUCCGUGGGCGACAUCAACCUGUUCAACACACCGCAAUGGACACAGUUGGCUGACUGGGGAUACAAUCGCGCACUGCCAUCCGUGACUGACAGCUGCGUGCAUGAACUAUUCUCGAACCAGGCGCGGGCUACCCCCAAUGCACCUGCCAUCUGCGCCUGGGAUGGUCAGCUCUCCUACAAGGAUGUCGACGAACUCACCGAUCGUCUCGCCGCCAUGCUCGCUAGGCGGGGUAUUGAAAGGGGAUCCUUUGUGCCACUCUGCUUUGAAAAGAGCAUGUGGACUCCGAUAGCAAUGCUGGCAGUCCUGAAAGCCGGUGGCACAUGUGUUUCUAUGGAUCCCUCCCACCCUGCCAGUCGCCACGCCCUGCUAAUCGCGGACACCGGGGCCAAGCUGGUCCUGACCUCGGAGGCGCAAUUGGCACCACACUCUGCCGGUGCGGUGAAUGCA
This is a messenger RNA of Aspergillus versicolor CBS 583.65, 16578 nucleotides long. RefSeq lists its product as uncharacterized. The record is from RefSeq and is a predicted model, not a curated record. The annotation marks the transcript as partial. Lineage: Eukaryota; Fungi; Ascomycota; Eurotiomycetes; Eurotiales; Aspergillaceae. The transcript is spliced from 2 exons. Gene Ontology annotation, molecular function: phosphopantetheine binding; catalytic activity.